CCACCAUCAGGGUCUCGAUUUCCCUUUUCCCCUUCUGUGGUGGCUUCGCCUAGUCGACAGGCAGCUGCUAGGCCGCUUGCUGCCGCUUUCGUAGCUGCUCAGGAAGCUGAAGAGCGCAUCCGCCUUGAAGCAGCAGUUGUGACCGUCGCCAAAAAGCAGUCUCCUGUCGAGCAGGCUGUUUCGCUUAUUGGCCCCGAUCAGUCCUCAUCUAUGCUGCAGCUCGUCAAUGCAUCUAAAGCACCUCGGCCCUUGGCACUUAGCCAAUUGCAUCAGCCGUCGACUCAAUCUCAGUCCUCUUCACACGCAGCAGCAUCCGCAUCUGCACUGCGUCGUUUGAUGCCUGCUCCAGCUGAGCGAAUAGCUUCCAGCAGCUGCCGACCUGCCAUUUCAGGUGACAACGUCUCUCUGAGUUCUUCCUUUAUGGCUGAGUGUGAACCUCCAUAUCCUGCCUCUCCUUUUCGCAUAAUUGAGCCUGGGCCUUCAUCUCUUAAUGUUCUUGCUUCCUCUGCUAUCACAACUGUUACGUCUACUGUAUCUCCCGCUACUGCCAUGGCGGUCACCGGAAAUGAUUCAGGUAUCCUUAGUCACAUCUACUCGAGUCCACUAAGGCCCGCUAUCUCACAGCUCGAGUCGGUGUGCAUAAUGGAUGAACUUCCCACUCCCCUGCCAGCUUACUUAGCUGACGCUCCUACGGCAUCUCCGGCCCCUAAGCCGCCAGGUGGUGGCCUUUAUCUGCCGAUGGAUGAAGAAGAAGAUGAAGAUGACGAGGACGAGGACGAGGACGAGAGCCAAGAUGAUAGUAAGCGUCGCAGGUUAUAUGCGCGUGGCAAACAGCAAGUCAACCAGAAUUACCACAUCAAGCAGCUACACCAUUCUCAUCAUAAUCAUCACCAUAAGACAGAGGAUAUAAAGCAACGGAAUCUCCAAAAACAUCCUGAUAAUUUGAAUGGUAUACAGCAUGAGCAGCCUCAAGCAUUUACUACUCCCCAGGUUGGUUAUUCUACCCUAAUUACUCGUUUUCAUCCAGUUUUGGUGUUUCCAUUUAUAUAG
This is a messenger RNA of Protopolystoma xenopodis, 1050 nucleotides long. NCBI's taxonomy places the organism in Eukaryota, Metazoa, Platyhelminthes, Monogenea, Polystomatidea, Polystomatidae. The record is from the annotation of a GenBank genome assembly.